Messenger RNA from Eriocheir sinensis (Chinese mitten crab), 815 nucleotides. RefSeq names its product perlucin-like protein. The transcript is spliced from 5 exons. Lineage: Eukaryota; Metazoa; Arthropoda; Malacostraca; Decapoda; Varunidae. The coding region runs from base 135 to 599 and encodes 154 amino acids. The record is from RefSeq and is a predicted model, not a curated record.
CGAUAAGACAACAUAAGACAAAGGGAAGAGGCGAUGCGGCCGCCAGUAUAAGGGUAGCCUUGGCCAUCACAACAUCCCACUCCUCAACUACACCCUCAGGACGUCCCCGACCGACCCAAGAGCCCCAGCAGACCAUGAGGGGGAUAGCUGCUCUUGCCGUGGCCUCAGUCGCGGUGGGCCUCGCCUCAGGGCAGACCAGAGCUUGUCAGAGCGGUUUUGUUGAAGUAGGAGGAGAGUGCCUCGCUUUCCUCGCCAGCUAUGGCACUUGGGAUACCCAGCUCCAAUCCUGCACCAUGGUCGGCGGAAGCCUCGCCAAGGUGACUGGCGACCUGCACAACGCCGUCUAUCAGCACAUUAUUGGUUCAGAAUUGACGGACAAAUGCUUCUGGAUUGGAGGGUCUGAUCGUCUCACUGAAGGACAGUGGAAGUGGGAGAGUGACCAGACGGAUAUACCCCUCGGUGGACCUCACUGGGACCCCUGUGAGCCGGAGCCGGAAGGGGGAAACUCGGAGAACUACCUUGCCAUUUGUCCGUCUAUGUACUACUACAAGGACUAUCCCGGAAGCUCCCUGCACUACGCCAUCUGUCAGAUCUUUUAGAACCUGCGGGAGGCCUGGCUGACAUCACGGCUGCUUCCUCCUCCGGUUCUUGGCUCUUUCCGGCUUAGUUCUAAACUGGUUCUUAAAAAUCACAGUCUCACUCAUUUUAUCUUUCUCUCAUGCUUCGUUUUGCUUAUCGAUUCUAAAUCACACGUACUACCUACUAACUGGCUGCUGUGUCCUCGGUACCCUCAAUAAACAGUUUACAAGGGUCAA